AACUUCUCCGACUCCUCCGAUCUGGUCUACCACUGGGGGUACUUCCCCCGGCAGGUCCCCUGCACCAAGGAUGCCGGCACAUGCGCCUACCUGGACGCCGUCUAUCAUGACCAUGACCUCAGCAUGCUGUACAGCUUCGUUCUGUGGGCGGUGGUGGGCGGGGGCUGCCUGCUCUGGGGCGUCGUCCGUCUCAACCGCUCCUGGCAUGAUCAAGCCCGACCUCGCCGUCUGCAAUCCGCUCUCCGUGCACUGUGUCGCCGUCUCCUUCUCCCCGACGUGGCCUGCUGGCCCUUCCGGCAUACCACUCGCCAGCAGCUGCUCGUCGGCGUCGGCCUGGCCGGCUACCUGCUCGUCUUCACCUUUGUCGGCAUCACGUACCAGACGUGGAUCACCCCCGUCAGCGGCUCGCCGGGCGUCUACAACACGCGCUCGGGGCUGGGGCCGUGGUCCGACAGACUGGGCGUGCUCGCCUUUGCCCUCACGCCGCUCUCCAUCCUGCUGGCCAGCCGGGAGUCGCUGCUCUCGCUGCUCACGGGCCUGCCGCACUCGCAUUUUCUCUUCCUGCACCGCUGGCUCGGGUACCUCAUCUAUCUCCAGUCCGCGCUGCACACCCUCGGCUGGACCGUCGUCGAGGGUAAACUGUACCAGCCUCAACCCACCCAGUGGCGCGAGUUUAUUCGCGAAAAGUACAUCGUCUGGGGCGUGGUCGCCAUGAGCUUCUGCUCGCUGAUGAUCGUCCACAGCACCGCCUGCGCGAUUCGAUGGACCGGGUACGAGCUGUUUCGCAAGCUGCAUUACCUCGUCGCCAUGCUCUAUCUGGGCGCCUGUUGGGCCCAUUGGACCCGUCUCUCCUGCUGGAUGAUCUCUUCCCUGAUCCUCUGGCUGCUUGAUCGUGCUGCUCGUCUGCUGCGGACCUUUUAUCUUCACAGGAUGAACAUUCCCCACGCCACAAUACAGCUGUUUUCCACCUCCGACGACGACGUGGUCGUCCGGCUGGACUUUCGGCAUUUUCACCACCCAUGGAAGGUCGGCCAGCAUUUCUACCUCUCCUUCCCCGAACUGAGUCGAUGGCAGGCCCAUCCUUUCACCCCUUGUACUUUCAACGCCACUCCCUGCGACGCCCUCAAGGCACACCAGCAGCACACAUAUCUCAUUCGCGUGCACAAGGGAGUGACUCGCCGUCUCGCCCAAGCUGCGCUGGUCCGUCCCUCAACCUCCGUGCUGCUCUCAGGGCCGUACGGCCAACCCGUACUAGACGCAGACGAUGCAGACACAAACAUUCUUUGCAUCGCCGGGGGAACGGGCAUCUCCUCUGUCCUUCCUGCCCUCCUGCUCGCAGCAAGCAAUACCGCCGCUAGAGACAGAUCACUCCGUUUGGUCUGGGUGGUACGCCGCCAGACAGAUCUCCAAUGGCUGCAGCCAGAACUCGCCCUGCUGCGACAGCUGGAGUUGAGUAUCCGCAUCUACGUGACGCGGGAGACCACAGACAGCACCGAAUCAACUGAAAAGACAAGCCCGGUGGAGAACAUCGCCGGCCAUCCUGACCUUCACGGUGAAGUGACCGACUUCCUCUCCCAGGUCGUCCGGGGCCGAACCCGCGUCCUGGCCAGCGGGCCGCCAGGCAUGAUUUCCGCGCUGCGACAGAGUGUGGCCUCACAGAACAUGCCGGGCAAGGUCUUUAGAGGCGACGAGAGGCCAGACGUCCAGCUUAUAGAGAGUUAGACAGUUCCAUCCAUCUCUUUCUCUUCCCUCUCCUACCAGAUGGUCUUCUCUAUCGCUGGGCGUAAGACUGAGCCAC
Penicilliopsis zonata CBS 506.65 is the source of this 1798-nucleotide messenger RNA. RefSeq lists its product as hypothetical. Bases 124 to 1722 code for a protein of 532 amino acids. The transcript has a single exon. Gene Ontology annotation, cellular component: plasma membrane. Gene Ontology annotation, biological process: iron ion transport; intracellular iron ion homeostasis; copper ion import. The record is from RefSeq and is a predicted model, not a curated record. Gene Ontology annotation, molecular function: ferric-chelate reductase activity. Lineage: Eukaryota; Fungi; Ascomycota; Eurotiomycetes; Eurotiales; Aspergillaceae.